Molecule: messenger RNA, 9132 nt
Organism: Osmia bicornis bicornis
Lineage: Eukaryota; Metazoa; Arthropoda; Insecta; Hymenoptera; Megachilidae
Exons: 9
Coding region: 1320-3860 (846 amino acids)
Source: RefSeq, a predicted model, not a curated record
AUAGAGCAAAUUAAAGAGUAGGAGUGAAUUUCAGAUUAUCUUAUACUCGUAUAGCAUUUACUGAUGUUUAUAUACGACUACAAAUUAAAUUCAUCUAUGGUAAGAAGGAAUAAUUAAAAAGUAUUUGUGUGCUGAGAAAAAAAUAAAAUUAUUAUUUCGUGAAAUUUAUCUCUUGGUGAAGAUGCCCCUUAUCAUGGGAGCAGUCGUAAUGUUGGCCAGCCUGAUAAUUGGGUUGUAUUUCUAUCCCGUCGUCUGCAUUAAAGAGCAAGUGACAGCUCGAGCUAUAUUGUUGACAUUCGUAUGAAAAUUACUCUGCCGCGUCGUACUUAAAAAAAGGAAAAUAAUUUUUUAAAGGAUUAACUAUAAAAUAUAAGUGAACAAUUUGUUUAAUUUAAGCCAUUUGAUUAAACAAUUUUUUAUGAAUUGUGUAUACUAAAAGAAAGCUACGGAUUAAAGGAUAAUCGGUAUUUGAGGAAGUAUAAUUACAUAGAGUUAAAUAGAUUUUAAACGUUUAGAGAUUAUGCUUAAAUGUUGUCUAUAAAUCGUUUGGCUGUUGCAUAUCGAUUAGUAUCGUUUAAUAGUUCUAACAAUGACUGCUUACUGGAAAACUCUGUUCAACCACCGUCGUAAAUGUUGUUCUCGUCAGUAAGUGUAUCCUCACCUCACCGUGAACGAUAAAGUGCGUGUGUAAAAGUAAAUCAAUCCGUAUGGUAUUACGCGCAGUACCCACGGCGUCAUUUUCUAAAGAAAAAUAAUAGUUUCUGAAUUAACAUUUCAUUCUUAUAACGAUCUUGGUACGACGAUAAAAAUCGACGUAGAAAUAAUCAAAAGUAACGCGUAGAAGAUGUUCGACUUAAAUAUCAAAUAAAAGUCAUUCCACCCGAUAAUAAACACGUGAUACCCCUUUAUAAUGACUACUUUACAUCCAUUUAUUAUUUUCUCCGAAACAACUGUUUUUUCUUUCAUCGACAUAAUUCCUAUUUUAAAGAACGUAUCAAAGUGACAGGUGAAAUAUAUAUUAACUAUCCUAACAUUUUUAGGUUUCAUUUAUAGUGUUGCUCUAAGGUGCUCCUAGUGCUCACGUAAAAAGUAAGCUCUAACUAUUGUUACGAAUUGAAAUCUUUCGUGACGACUGGUUCAAGUGUAUGGAAGAAUCAAUCAUUGUUCAGUGAGUGCGAUAACGAGAGCGGCAACGGUGAUCGAUUAGAAUUAGUGAAAUCGUAAGUGAAGUGGUCAAACAGAUAAAGAGAAAGAAGUUUCGGCAUGACCUGUGGCGGUGGUGAGAUCUCGUUAGAAAUAUCGGGCGGGGAGGAGGAGGUAUGGAAGCUGAAGCUGGUCGACAGUCUCACCAUCAGGGGCUGCAGCUUACCCUGCCAUCCCCGGGAAUCCCCGGAUUGGACGUCGUGAGAGCCUUGCAUCAGACUGUGAUAUCACUGCGUUCCGCACUGGAUUCCUCACGGGAAGAGCUUCGCCGUCUUAAGGAAAGUGUCGGUGAUUUUUCUGGCGAAAGCUACGUUGACGUCGUGGAGAGGCUCGCUCUCGAGAAUCACGUCCUUAGGCGAAAGAUCCUAAGCAGGAAUAGUGAGUUUUCCACUGAUGCUGCCACAAGCCCGCCAGCCCAAUCUCGUCUUUUUCCACUUGCAGUAGAGGAUACUAAAGAUCUGUCAGAGCAAGCAGGCGUAUUCAUGGACGCGUCCAGGGACAAAGUCGUCGCGGAAGACGUGUCAGAGGCGUCUAAGCUGAUCAUCGGAGCACGGGUUACCAGCAGCAGUAACAACGACGACGAGAACAUUGAUUCGGUUGAGAAAACAUCGAAAAGCGACGAAGGAUCCAUGGAUCAGAAGUGCGCAAUGUCUAAAGACACAACUGCUCUUAAAACAUUGACACGAAUACCUGGUGGCAGUUUGGUCGAUGUUGCGGAUAGCAGUAUCCUUAACGAGCUCGCCUCGACCUCGGGUAAUAGACAGUGCAAAGACGUUGAAGAGGAAGAAGCUCGCGGUGAUCAUCUGGAUAUACCGGACAAGGAUUUGGAGGAUCUGAGUCUGAAGUCUGUUUCCGAUGGUGACAAUUCGGUGUUCAGUGAUAAUCCUGAUGGUCAGCUGCAGCAGCAACGACAAUCCACCGAUCAACCAAAGCCUAACGAUCAGUCUGAGAACGAGUCUGAAGAGCUUGACGAUAUAGAGCUGAUAUUCACCACUGAUGACACUUGUCGCGACCUUGGUCUUCAAGAGGAUCUCGUCUCCAUAACGGAGGCUGAAUCCUGGCCACAGCCUGCGACUACCGGUCAACCGGUCAUGUUGAAAUACACGAAAUCAGCUGAAGGUGAAACUUUGGUUUGCAAUGGCGAGAAAACAAGCUCGGUUGAGGAGGCAGUCUCUUCUCAGAGUUCAAGCAUCGAUCGCGAGGAAAGCGUUGAUAGAUUCGACGAGAGUUCUAGCUCUAGAUUGAACAAAAUGUGGUCGCAAUGUUCGGUACUGGUUGAAACUGACAUCAGUAAGUGUGGAGUUGUCGAAGAGUCGGACCAUGCCACCAGACACGCUGUCAGAAGGAACACUUUGGCCGCGCCACCCACCGCCUACAGACCGAUAAUUCAUCGAGAAGCUUUGGCUGGCGGUCGUCGAAAGAGCUCAGCUCCAUUGAGACCGGUGAUGGACAGAAUUAGCGGUGCAAGACGGGAAUCCGGUGCUCAAACAGACAUUUCCGCGCUUCCGGCUCAUUGGAGGUCCGAGAGUUAUCUUGCGCACAAAGUGGCUCAUACAUUCACCACGUUACCCAGUAAAUUUGCUCUGCCAACCGGUGUACCAGGAAGACUCAGGUUGUCCGAUAAGACCCGGGAAGCUAGGAGAGUGAUGCUGUCGGACAUCAGUUUCACCAGCAUGGUGCCAGAAUUGUCCAGAAGCGCUGAUCAUCUUUGUCACGAUCCACACGCACAGACUUGUUUCAGUACACGAGGUUGCGGUCUCCGAACCCCAGACGUUCAUCGCCGCGAGUCCCUAGGAUCCCCAGCUGGAUUUUGGCCUCGUUGCAAUCCUGGUACAGGACUUCCGAGUCCUUGCGAUUGCCGUCUUUCCACAGACUUCUAUUCGUCGAGAUAUCGUGGCUCUUUGACUUCGAUUCCAUCACCAGGAUUGGAAGUAGUCGGAGGUCCAUCGCGAAGACACUCUUGGAGGGCAACAGCGGCAUCCUUUGAUACCUGGAGGGUACCAGUAGCUACUUCUACACCGAGACCAACUUGGUCCUCGAUGCCAUCUUCACCUACGCAUGUGCAUCCACCUGCCACCACCUCGAAGACUUCCAAGAGCGUUCCCAAGAGAACCCGAUCAAAGGUCACUUUCCAAGAUUGCCCAAUGACACGUGGUAGCUUGCCGAAUUUACGGUCGGAUUUGGCGACCGGUGAAAACAGCGGCGAUUCGACCGAAUCGUUGAUAGACGAGGCUGAGGAUUAUUUGCGACGAAGCAUCGAUUCAAUGUUGACGAUCUCCAGCAGUGGCGUUAGUUCGGACUAUUGGAAUAAACAGACGGCUAGGAGGAGACGCACCCGACGUUAUUCCGAGCCUGAUCUUAUUCGCGACUGGCACCCGCCACAGGAUGCUAGACCGUACCUGCCAAAGAUACCGAGGGAUCUCAAGCCGGAUCAUCUGGUGAAGGUUAUAUCGCCGGAAGGCAAAGUUCUGCAAGGUCGAGUCAGAUACGUGGGACCUGUACCAGGUCGCGAGGAGACUCAUGUAGGCGUUGAGUUGCCACAUCUGAACGGCUCCUCUGAUGGCACUUUUCAUGGCAGAAGAUUCUUCGAUUGCGACCCUGAUCGCGCAAUUUUCGUACCGUUCAAGAAGGUGAUCCUCGCCUGGUGCACCACUUGACCCGAACCACCAAGAAACCUGACAACUCCUCGAAUUCUACUGUCUCAGUACACCAUGUGAAUUGAAACGGUGACACGUACAUUAUACGCGAUCUCUUGGAAGAUUUCAAUGGGUACGUGACAUUUCUUUACCACCUUAACGAGCCAGGAAACAGCACUCAACACCGAAGAGGGGGUAAGUUCUUCUGCAGAAACAGACGUUUCUAAAAUACCAGAAAAAGAGGAUAUGUUCUUUAUUGUUCUUAAAUGAAAAACUAUAUCAUUUAAUUAUUAUUAAUUCACAGUUUCUUCUAUUGAUCUUUCUUAAGUUCACUUUGAAACAGUGCUCGUUUAUAAAUUCUAAUUAAUUAGAAAAUUGUAAAAGAAUAUAUCGUAGAACGUACCUCUAGGAAUCUAGUUGAUCUCUGCAAAAGAUGUCCACCUGAAAAAUGGGUAAUCAGUAUUAUUAUUGCUCGAGCGGAUGUUGUAUCGCUCGAAUAAAUGCACAAAAUCAUAUCGAUGGAUCUCUGUUGGUUGACAAAUUUAAAGAGCGAGUGAAGAGAAGAUUUCAUGAAACUAGACGUAGAAUAACGAUCGCAAUGAAGGAUUCGCUAUUGUCAAUUAAUCGUCUUUUCCUUUUGUGAUACAUUGCAAAAAGACUACAAGCUUAUGCGGAACUAUUUUUGUAACAUUCUUCAGGCUGUAAGAAGAAAAACACGCUGCAAGCGUUCUUUUAAUUGUAGUAGUAGUAUACUGGAGAGUCUUUAGUGUUCGACUUAACAAUGCUGAAAAUAUAUAUUUUUUGAUAGAGUUUGAAGUAGACAGAUUUCAGUGAAGAGAAUUUUUUAUAUUUAUUAUAUUUUUGUUUAUUUUUGUCAUGUUUACAAAGGUAGUUUUUUGGAAGAACGUAUUUUUUACAAUUUUAAACAUUUGAGAUAUUCAAUUAUAUUUGAUAGUCUAUUUUCUGCACUGAAUUAAUAACGUGUUCUGCCUAUUUUUAGAAAAGUUUUUCAUGGUUUUUAUAUCAGGAUCAUCGUACAAAUUAGAUUCAGAUUUUAUUUAUUUUUCUUACAUUUUUACAUUUAAAUCAGAUAUAAUAAGCGCUCAUAACAUAGCACAUUUUGAAUAUUUUUUAUAUGAAUUAUUAAUUAAAAUUUUGUCUAGAAAUGCAUAAAAGGAUAAUAUUUUUUCAGAAAAGAUAUAGAAAGCAACCAAUUAAAUGUGAUUUAAAAUAUAAACUAUAUCAAAGUUCCUUCUGACGAUAUCAGUUAAAAAGCACUCGAGGAACAUCGUCGUGUCUCUCCUUAAAGUUCAGUUUACUAGUUAAACAAAGUUUCUCGUGAAACGAUAUUGUAUCAGCCUUCGAUUCGCUGUAUAGAACAGAAUCGUCUCGUUGUCUAUAGCAUGCAUUACAAUCAGAUUCUGUCACGGUGAACGUGUUACUGAAAGCGACAAUAUCGAUUCCCUCGUUGCGACUCUAGCUACGAAGUGUCACCUCCUGAUAACGCUUCGUCAGUGAUAAAACGAGUAUCGAAACUCGUAGAAAUUUACACGCGUCCUAAGAUCUAAUAAAACUUUAUUUAUUUAAAACUUUUGGGAAAUAAGUGAAGAAUGACGGAAUGACAAAUAUUUGGUAGGAAGAUCGUUAAUUGAAGCUGAGAGCCUUAUAACGAUCGACAAAACGUGUUGUUCUAUAACGCCCUUCGGCUUACAGGUUUGUCAUCUUAUGAUGGCACACGUACUAAUGGCGUUAACUGAACUUACUGAACUGUGUAACGAGAUAAAUGGAGUUCUAUUAUAAUAGAAUUAACGCGUGUACAUUAUCGUCAGACAGAAUUAAAAGGAUUUAAGAGGCUAUAAGGACAUUAUGUACAAUUCGAGCUGUGUAUACGUUACUCGCUGUGGAAAGAACAUACAUAUUUAAACGCGUGUCUGUAUUCGUGUCUGUAUCUCUUUGUGCAACAUAACUUCUUAACGGCAUGAUAAGCGUGUUGCAGUACAGUUUUAAGAAUCCACGCUGUAAGUUAACUAAACAGAGUUCUAGUUGUUAGGGUUAAAUCCAAGCGUCUUCGUCUUCUUAAAAGAGGUCAAACGGCGUCUAAUACCAUGUGUCGUUCGCUCGUCGAUGAAUAAAUUGUUAUAUCGAGAACCCGGGGUAUGGAUGUCGAGGUUGAUUUGCAAACAUUUUCUGUAAAUCUAACCGGGAUAAUUGAUGAUGAAGAAUAGAUAAAAACACGAUGGAGUUUUGAUCGCUAGAGCUGGAUUGUUGAUUAUUGGAAUCUCGUAAGAAUUAUUUUAAUUUCGUAUGAAAGAUGGAUUUUAGUAAACUCGAGGUAGGAUAUAUUUUCCACAAAUUUCGCUCGCACCCUUGAUCGAUCUGGAAGCUCGGAAAACGAAAAGUUAUUUUUAUAUCGCGACGGUUUGCUCGCUUAGCAUAUGCGAUUCAUUGCAUAUGCAUAGAAAGUAUGGAGAAACUUCUGAGCCUGUCAUAAUUUGAGGUAAUAACCGCGGUAGAAUCAAGGACGAACGUCGCCUGUAAUCUACCAUUAGCGUCUCGAUUCCCAGGAAAUGCAAGUUACUCAACUGGAAUUGCAUUUAUGUACUAUGAGAGAGAGAGAGAGAGAAAAAAGGAGAGUCACGUUUAUCGUAGAAUGAUUGGUGCGUGAAACGACGAAAAUCACUAGUUGGUGCGAAAGAUCAUCGACGUUGAGAUUGCUUCUUAAGCAUAGUGUCUAGUACCUGCAUCUUUAUCCCGCGUUAAAUCCCGAAAUCUGGACAGCUUAAUUAAUGAUUUUUUAUCCUGAACUCCGUUUUUCGAUUUAAGUAUGUACUUGACAAAAUAAAAAUUACAAAAAUUAAAUAAAUAGAUUUAUUAUGUUUUCAAUGUGUUCCAUAUAUCGGGAUUUAAGCGUAUCGUUUAAACUCUGCGUUAAUUUUAAAUCGCAAUUAUAUUGCUGUUCGCUUACAGCCGAUAGGUGUAGAUCGUUGCAGUUCACAAAGUUAACGAUGUUACGAUUUUAUAGAAGUAAUAAGAAUAAUUUUCUACUCGUAUCAUUUUCCAUUGAUUAUUACGAUAGGUAUUAAUAAUACGCAAAAUCGGUUCCACGCUUUUAGCUAAUCUUAGCAAACGGUUGUACCUGGAUCACGUUCGUUUUUUGUGGGUCGAAUUCGUUUAGGUACGUGUGUCUAGAAAUAAGUGUAAUCAGAUGUGUCAAUAGCAAAAAGAAUGAAAACUAUAACAUGUUUCAUAAACUUUUUAAUUUUUAUCAAAGCAGCAAAGCUGAAGAAUUAAACUUAAAUACAGAAAAGAUUAGAAUGUAUAAAUUUGUGGGAACGAUCAUGAUAUGGUGUAGCUUUAUCAUUUGGCAUUAUUAUCUACGAAGCAAAGAGCCGUGCAAUUAAUUCCGUUCAAUCUUUUUUAUUCUCCCAACAGCUGCCACGGUUUCUAACGUCGGCCAACAACUUCGUGGAUAUACAAUACUUAUCUCGCGUGACUACGGGUAAAUUUAGUUAGGAUAUACGAAACGAUACCAUCUACCAGGACGUAAUAUCUUUUGUUCGAAAAGAGGAUCGAAAUGUCUGAAAAGUUGAAAAAUUACAUAUAUUCUAUUGAAAAUUUCUGUAUUACCUAAGCGACUUUUUAAUCUGAUCCCACGACACACCUAAUACGUUUAUGCUGAUUGCUGCGAGAGGAACACACGUGCCUCGGUGCCGUAUUUAAUGCCAUUUAAGUACAACAGUAACAUGUUCGACCAUCGUACGCUUAUAGCUCUUGUUAUAUUAUACAUUCAGUACAAUGCAUUACGCUCGCAAUUGUGCUUCGGAUACUUCUUUAUCCUCGUUCCCAAGUUUCUGGUCGAUCCAGAAAUAAAUAUCACGAUAUGCUGCAAAAAUGGCUAUGCAAUAUCCUUCAAUUUUCAUUAUUAAACGGACCAAUCUUAAUUUAUUGUAUUUUUAUCCAUGGUUAUCGGAUGAUUUCUUAAGGGCAUUCACUUUCAUUUCUACAAAUUCGUACAAAUGGACCAAUGUUUCGACUGCGUUGCAUAUUUUCCAUAACAAUCUAUAGGAUAGAUUCUCCAUUUUUAUCGUAUUUUCAGAUGCAUUUUUCUUUUCAGCGAGCGAUUAUUAAAUGGAAGUGCGGUUUGACGUGUUGAAUGUCGUUGAGAGAUAAAAUAUUAAUUUGAAAGCUUAAAUUUAACGCGGGCUAUCGUCGGCUUUUAAUAUUAAAAAUAUAGGGGAAUGUUCAGAAGCAUUUUCUCUUCGGCAUUCAACGUAUCGAAUGGAAAAGGAAGUGAUUUCGUAGAUGAAAUAUAAAAACGUUUCUAUGCCACGAUACGUUUACGUAACGCCAUGAUCAGCGACAAACAUAUUUUUUUUUUUUCGCGCGAAACGAUUUACCUGAACGCCGUAAGAAAUAUUCCUGAAGCUGAAGAAGUAAUGAAUGUUUCAACGAUCGUCAAUGUAUAAAUCUGUUGUGGCUAUGAUUGUAUUUGCACGGAGGACUUAUAGCGCGGAACAGGAUACGAGUAAUUAUCUGAAAGAAUGAGCAUCGAAACGAUCAUAUUUUACCGAAGAUAUUUCCUGUUUUUGUAAUUUAGGUUUCUGUGGUUUUCCGUGUUAUACAUUCAUAGCUCAAUUCUGAUCUUUGUAAGCUCGACCUGUUCGAUAAAAGAGGAGUUAUCUAUCGUUUGCUAUAUUUUAGAUCCCAAAGAAUCAUUCACGCUGUUCAAGAGACAAGUUGCAAGAAAAUUUACAGACAAUAUUUUUCAAUCUCUUCAGUUCCUAAAAUAUAAUACUUUCUAUCAUAGAAAGACAGCGAUAUACGCUAAAUCGAUUUCGUUAAUUAGAACAUACCAUUCCGAUCAAUCAAUCGUUAAUGACGGAGAAUGAUUGUUGCGUGUUUCGUGAAUUUCGUGAAAAUUUGCGUUAAACGAGCGUGAAAAGAACGAGGAAACCGAAAGGAAGAGCGUGACGAGAAUAAUAACGAGCGUUCCAAUCGAUCCUAUCGUUUCUCACCGUUUGUUGCCGGCUCGAGAUGGCUCAGAUAUUGAAGGUACUUAAAGGAUUCGUGAUUCGUGAAAAUCGUUGGCUCGUUAAAUUUAAUUCCGCCAUGGAUAGGAAUGAUGCUCGCCUCGACGAGAUUGUUAUCGUUGUACCUAAAAUUAUAGAUAUUAACUUAAAAAAACAAACAAAAAAAAAACAGAGACACAAAGACACUGUCGUUCUCUCGCUAUUUAUUGUAUUGUAACGAUGGGUAUGAUAUACCGGAAAAAUAAAACUAUUAUUACUCUGAA